UCUGUCUUAUCAGUUCACUUCAAAAGUACUAAGCAGAAUAUUAUUACAGAGCAAAAAUAUUAAACUUCAUUAUCAUCAAUCAAAAUGAGCGGACAAAUUACUAUUUCAUUCUUCCUCUGUUUGGGUUUUGUUGUUGCAUUAGCUUUGGCUUAUCCAACAGAAGAAUUUUCAAACUUUGACGAUAAUCUAAAUCAAGAAUUUGAAGACACUACGAGACAAACUUUGAAUUUACACAGAGCAAGACGUCAAUUCAAUAUGGAUGGUACUACUAUUGCUGGUUCAAGAGGUCAGGGAUUUGAUAUAAAUGCAAAUACUCGUUUUCCAAUUUGGAGCAGUUCAAAUGGAAGGAAUUCGUUCGAUGGAACAGCUGGAUAUUCACAACAUGUUGGUGGUCCAUAUGGAAAUAGUCGUCCUGAUUAUCGAGGUGGUGUUAUUUUCACACAUCGCUUUUAAGGAUGUAAAUAGCUUAGUUUUAAGAGCCGAUAAAUUAUUUAUGAGAUAUGUAUGUACAUGUUUUUAAUAAAAAGUAAAGUUUUAAUAAUUCAGUAGAUUUUUACUUUCCAUUGAAAAAUUUAUUGAAAAUUUUCCUAUUGUUAUGUAUGUUCUCGACUAACUUGACUUGAAGUUAUUUUAAAGUAUUAAUUACCAAUAUUCUAUCCA
Molecule: messenger RNA, 660 nt
Organism: Eupeodes corollae
Lineage: Eukaryota; Metazoa; Arthropoda; Insecta; Diptera; Syrphidae
Product: diptericin A-like
Exons: 2
Coding region: 85-453 (122 amino acids)
Biological process (GO): defense response to bacterium
Cellular component (GO): extracellular region
Source: RefSeq, a predicted model, not a curated record